Messenger RNA from Aspergillus calidoustus, 996 nucleotides. NCBI's taxonomy places the organism in Eukaryota, Fungi, Ascomycota, Eurotiomycetes, Eurotiales, Aspergillaceae. The record is from the annotation of a GenBank genome assembly.
AUGGAUGUCCUUGCCCUUGACGACCCCCGGGUGGUUCACAAGCAGCUCCAGGUCGAAGAUGAUAUUACAUACCAUUAUAUGAUGGCAAGCCCAGAUUGCACACCAAGCGCCACCGUUCUACUCUUGCACGGCUGGCCGGAUCUCGCAAUAGGCUGGCGCUACCAGAUUCCCUUCCUUCUCCGGCAAGGCAUUCAAGUCAUCGCGCCCGACCUCCUCGGCUAUGGCAAAACCUCCGCGCCAACCGAGAUAGCAGCGUACACGCUCAAGCGCAUGUCCGCACACAUCGCACAGAUCAUCCGCGCCGAAAUAGACUUGCCCGUCAUUCUCGGCGGCCACGACUGGGGUUCGUACCUUGCCUGGCGUCUAGCGCUAUACUCGCCAGAGCUGGUCAAGGGGAUCUUCUCGUUCACCGUGCCCUACUUCCCGCCAACGCCUGUUGUCGUGACGCUCGAGGAAUUUGUCCAGGCAAACCCUUCCUUCCAGUACCAGCUGCAGCUGGCAAGUCCCGUUGCAGAGGAGGUGGUUGACCGGUCGGAGGCGCAUCUCCGGGGCUUUGUGAGGAGUUCCUUUGGCGGGGCCACGCCCGAGGGACUGCCUGGCUUUGAUCCUGCAUUUGGUCUAGUUGAGGAGAGGUUGCUAGAGGUUGGGCCAUCGCCGCUUGUGAGCGAGGAGUUGAUUGAGCAUUAUGAGUAUUCGCGACAUGGCGCCAACGGCCCCAUCAACUGGUACCGCACACGAACCCUCAACGGCGAAGACGAAAUCCCCCUAGCGGAGUCGAACCAGCAGCUCCUUGUGCCUGCCAUGAUUAUCAUGGCGGGGCAGGACCAGGCUUUACCCCCGAGCAUGUUGGAUGGUCAGGAAGCGUUCUUCCCGGCGGGGUUAACGACGGGGGUCAUUAACGAGGCGUCGCACUGGGCGCUGAUUCAUACUCCUGUGGAGGCCAAUAAGUACAUUGGGGACUUUUUGGACGUGGUACUGCAGCGGAAGACAGGGUGA